Molecule: messenger RNA, 697 nt
Organism: Ipomoea nil (Japanese morning glory)
Lineage: Eukaryota; Viridiplantae; Streptophyta; Magnoliopsida; Solanales; Convolvulaceae
Product: 40S ribosomal protein S19-3
Exons: 4
Coding region: 82-513 (143 amino acids)
Biological process (GO): translation; ribosomal small subunit assembly
Cellular component (GO): cytosolic small ribosomal subunit; ribosome
Molecular function (GO): RNA binding; structural constituent of ribosome
Source: RefSeq, a predicted model, not a curated record
AAGUCGAUUUCUGAUUUUCUCUCAUUCCCUUUGCAGCAGCAGAGAGAUCCACCGCCGUAGCAGCACAAAAACUACCGGAAAAUGGAGGCGGCUAGAACUGUCAAGGAUGUUUCGCCUCAUGACUUCGUCAAAGCUUACGCUUCUCACCUCAAACGCUCCGGCAAGAUGGAGCUUCCUGAAUGGACUGACAUUGUCAAAACAGGAAGGCUGAAAGAGCUUGCACCAUAUGAUCCUGACUGGUACUACAUCAGAGCUGCUUCUAUGGCAAGGAAGAUUUACCUCAGAGGAGGUAUUGGCGUUGGCGGUUUUCAGAGAAUUUAUGGCGGCAGCAAGAGGAAUGGCAGCGCUCCACCCCACUUCUGUAAGAGUAGUGGUGCCGUUGCACGUCACAUACUCCAGCAAUUGCAGGGAAUGAACAUCAUUGAUUUUGACCCAAAGGGCGGAAGGAGAAUCACAUCUAAUGGUCAGCGAGAUCUUGACCAAGUUGCUGGAAGAAUUGCCCUUGCUCAUUAGUGGAAGCCGUAUGGGAUUUCUUAAGGAUGCAUAAGAUAAUUUCAUUUUGGAUGAAUGUAGAUUUAGUGCAUGCUUACAUUGUUUUCUAUUAGUUCAGCCUUUUGAACACUUCACUGGAGAAGUUUUUUUUUUUUUUUUUUUUUGGUGUUUUAAUGGUUUUCCCUGUUUUGAUGAGUUAAAUUUA